UUCAAUUUAAAAGGUUGUCCACUAUCUAUGGUUUGCUACACACAAUUGUGGCUGUCAAUUCUUCAAUUUCAAUUAUCAUUGUCAUCAACUAUUUGCAGUUUUUUUGAAAAAAAGAAACAAUUUAAACUAUUUUCUCCUUUGAAUACAAACAGAAACACCAUAAUAAGUAAAACUUUAUCCUGGCUAUUAAGGCAUGCUGCAUUAAGGGAAAAUUUGAAUGUGUCUCCUGAUGGUUUUGUUGACAUUAAUGAAGUCUUACAACACAAAAGACUCAAAAAAAUUAGCUGUACUCCUGAAGAUGUACGUGAAGUUGUAGCAACUAACAGUAAACAGAGAUUUACAUUGCGUGAUAGACAAGGUACUCUGGAAAUUUGUGCCAAUCAGGGUCACUCUUUUCCUGUAGACAAUCUUGAACUAAUUCCCGUUAUGCCCUAUGAAUUUGACUAUGUUAUUCAUGGUACAUAUUUGAAAAAUUGGGACUCAAUAAGAGUUUAUGGUUUAAAGCGAAUGAAAAGAAAUCAUAUACAUUUCUCUAGUGGUUUACCUAGUGACAAAAAUAUUAAGAGUGGGAUAAGAUUUGAUGCCGAAAUAUAUAUCUACAUUGAUAUAAACAAGGCAUUACUAUCUGGACUGAAUUUUUUUAGAAGUGUGAAUGGUGUGGUAUUAAGUUCAGGCAAUGAAGACGGAAUAAUAGAAACCAAAUAUUUUCUUAAAGUUGUUAAUGCUAGUAAUGG
Messenger RNA from Agrilus planipennis (emerald ash borer), 734 nucleotides. Its product is annotated as tRNA 2'-phosphotransferase 1. NCBI's taxonomy places the organism in Eukaryota, Metazoa, Arthropoda, Insecta, Coleoptera, Buprestidae. Gene Ontology annotation, biological process: tRNA splicing, via endonucleolytic cleavage and ligation. The record is from RefSeq and is a predicted model, not a curated record. Gene Ontology annotation, molecular function: tRNA 2'-phosphotransferase activity.